Messenger RNA from Selaginella moellendorffii, 390 nucleotides. Its product is annotated as early nodulin-93-like. Bases 27 to 311 code for a protein of 94 amino acids. NCBI's taxonomy places the organism in Eukaryota, Viridiplantae, Streptophyta, Lycopodiopsida, Selaginellales, Selaginellaceae. The record is from RefSeq and is a predicted model, not a curated record. The transcript has a single exon.
UCUAGGGCUUUGCAGAGGAGACGACAAUGGCGGAGGAUCAAGCGCAAGCGCGAGCUCGCGAGAGGAUGGAGGCGACCAACCAAGCGACGAUAGCGGGCGCCAAGGGCGCGCUUCUGUCGACGGCGAUCACUGCUCCAAUUGUGCUCUUGUCGGCGCGGAAAUUCGAGUGGGUGAGGAAGAAUAUCAAGCCCACCGGGCGGGCGAUCCUGGUUUGCUUCCCAGCGGUGGGGACGUUCUUCGUUGUGGCGGAUAAAUCGAUCCUUAAGAGCGCCCGCGAUACAUCGCUCGCCAGGAUCCAGAACAAAACCUAGAUAGAAAUGAAAUUGUUUUUAACCCUUUGGGUUUGAAAUGCCACAUUUAGGUAUGGGUUUUUGGAAAAAUUCUUUCUAG